AUGGCGGGGGUGAAGGGUGUGCAGGCGGUGUGCAGCACCUCGACGUUCGCCAGUGCGACGGGUUCGGCGCUGGUCGCGGCGGUGAAGGCGGCGACCACUGACUGCAUCAACUCCCUGUUCAGUGUCUCUGGCGCGGACGCGUACUCGAUUUUCCGGGAGGCGCAAAUGGUGUCCGUGGCCGACGCGCUGCGCUCGGCCGCUGCCACCUACCAGGGUAACAACAGCGGCAGCACUGCUCAGCUGGUGCUGUUCCUGCGCGCCGGGUACUACGUGCACUACUACGACAGCAGUGUCGGUGCGUACGGGACGGCGCUGUCCACGGCGAUCAAGGGCGCGCUGGACACGUUCUUCGCCAACAGCCGCGCCUUCGACGUGACCGACGCGAACGGCGAGACGCUCUCCGAUGCCGUCACCCUGAUCGACAGCGCGGAGGAGAACGCCCGCUACCUGAGCGUGAUCAAGCGCCUGCUGAACGGGUACAACUCGUCGUACGACGCCUCGUGGUGGAUGCUGAACGCCGUCAACAACGUCUACACGGUGCUGUUCCGCGGUCACCAGGUCCCGGCGUUCGUGUCCGCGGUGGCGGCUGACCGCAGCGUGCUGGACACGCUGUACAACUUUGCCAGCUCGCACAAGAACCUGCUGGGUGGGUCGCAGUCCUACCUGACCUCCAACGCCGGCCGUGAGCUCGGUCGGUUCCUGGGUGACGCCGCGAUCCGUCCGACGGUCAAGCCGCUCGUGAUCGGUCUGCUCAGCCAGAGCUCCAUCACCGGCCCGACCGCUCCCCUGUGGGUCGGUGUCGCCGAGAUGACCGACUCCUACGACAAGGCCGCCUGCGCCGACUACAACACCUGCAACCUGACAUGA
This is a messenger RNA of Aphanomyces invadans, 867 nucleotides long. RefSeq lists its product as hypothetical. Lineage: Eukaryota; Oomycota; Saprolegniomycetes; Saprolegniales; Verrucalvaceae. The record is from RefSeq and is a predicted model, not a curated record. Bases 1 to 867 code for a protein of 288 amino acids. The transcript has 2 exons.